GGGGCGCCGCACGCCGCGGCCGCGGCGCGGCAGGGGCGGACGGAGGCUGCAUGCGCGCAGUUUUGCUCGCGGAUCUCCCCGGGCGGAUCGCGGCGCGCCGCAGACCCCGCGGCGAGCGGCAGCCGGGCACCGGCCGCUGUCAGACAUGGAUGAAGGCAUCGCUCGGCUGCCGGAGCGGCAGCUGCUGGAGCACAGGGAUUUCAUGGGGCUGGACUACCCUUCCUUGUACAUGUGCAAGCCCAAAAGAGGCGUAAAGAGGGACGAAAGCAAGGAAACGUACAAACUGCCGCAUAGAUUGAUAGAGAAGAAGAGGCGCGACAGGAUUAACGAAUGCAUUGCCCAGCUGAAAGACUUGCUGCCCGAGCAUCUGAAACUGACGACGCUGGGGCACCUGGAGAAAGCGGUGGUGCUGGAGCUGACCCUAAAGCACUUGAAAGCGUUGACAGCCUUAACGGAGCAGCAGCACCAGAAAAUCAUCGCUUUGCAAAGCGGAGAGCGCUCCCUGAAGUCCCCGGUGCAGGCCGACCUGGACGCUUUCCACUCGGGCUUUCAGACGUGCGCCAAGGAAGUGCUGCAGUACCUCUCCCGCUUCGAGAGCUGGACGCCCCGCGAGCAGCGCUGCGCCCAGCUGCUCGGCCACCUGCACGCCGUCUCCUCGCAGUUCCUGCCCGGCGCCCCGCUCCUCGCCCCGCCGCCGGGCCCCCUGCCCAAGGGAUCCUCCUCCUCCUCCUCCCCGCCCGCCCCCGCCUGCGCGCCGGCCCGCAAGCCGGAGGGCCAGGCUCACUGCGUGCCCGUCAUCCAGCGGACUCACGCCGCCGAGCCCAGCGCCGAGACCGACACGGACACGGACAGCGGCUACGGCGGCGAGCCCGAGGCGCGGCCCGAGCGCGGCGCCCACGGCGCGGCGCCCCCGGGCCCGGCGGCGGCCGCGGCGCUGCCCGCGCUGGCCAUCAAGCAGGAGCCGUCGGGGGACGAGGCGCCGCCCGCGCCCAAGCGGCUGAAGCUGGACCGCGGCGGCAGCCCGCUGCCCGGCCCGCCGGGGCUGGCGGCGCGGGGCGCGGAGGCAGCGGCGGCGGCGCUGGCCAGGCCCGACGCCGCGCUGCUGGGCUCGCUCAUGGCCCUGGGGGCGGGCGGCGGCGGGGCCCCCUUCGGACAGCCGGCGGCGGCCGCCCCCUUCUGCCUGCCCUUCUACUUCAUCUCCCCCUCGGCCGCCGCCGCCUACAUGCAGCCCUUCCUGGAUAAGAGCAGCCUGGAGAAGUACCUCUACCCCGCCGCCCCCAUCCCGCUGCUCUACCCGGGCAUCCCCGCCCAGGCCGCCGCCGCCGCUGCCGCCGCCGCCUCCUUCCCGUGCCUCUCCUCCGUGCUCGGCCCCGCCGACAAGGCGGCCGCCGCCGCCGCCGUGCUGCCCCCGGCGCCCCACCUCCCGCACCCCUUCGCCGCCGCCGCCGGGCUGGCCGCCGCCGCCGCCGCCGAGCCCGGCGAGGAGGCCGAGGCCGCCGCCGCCGAGGAGCCCGGCGCCGAGGGGCCCUGAGCGGCCGCCGCGGGCCCCUGGGGGGGCGGAGGGGCCGCGGGCCGGGGCUGCCGCGCUGCCGCGGCGGCGGCCGGCCCCGGGGCUGCCCUGCAGAGGACCGGCGAGGAUAAAAUUUGCUACUCAGUAUUUUUUUAAUGUUUGGCUUUAUACAUGCAUAAAUAUGUUAAGGAAACAAAAAAAAAGAAGAAACGGAAGGAAACGUAGUAAGGAUACUUUUUUUUUCCUCUCUCUCUCUCUUUCUAAGGUAACUUAAAUGUUGCACCUUAUUUUGAAAUGGGUUUCUCCAGUGUCCCCGAGUCGCACCUGGGAAGCGGCACUUGUUGCUCGGGAGCCCGGGGCGAGGGCGCGGAGGGCGGGCGGCGGCGCGGCCCCGCGCCCGCGUUAGCACUUUAUUGACCGUGGACGGAUAACCCUGAGCCCAGACCUGCAGUGCCUUGAGCACCCGGGGAUGCCGCUGGCUCCAGCGAGAGUGCUGGGUGUGCAAGGGAAAGAGGGUCAGACCCAUUAUGUAACCUUGCGUUUGUCGUUUUUGUUUUUGUUUUGUUUUGUUUUCCGGCUAAGGUAUACAGGUUGUGGCAAGUGCAUUAGUUCUCACCCUGUCUUUAUUUAAUUCAGUACGUUCCCGAGACAUAUUUCCCCCCGAACCUUGCUGUAUAAAAUGAAUGUUUCUGCACUGAAGUACAAAAAAGCAAAAAAAAAAAGCAAAAAAAAAAAAAAAAAAAAAAAAGCAGCCCCCUUCCCCCCCCCCAAGAAAACACAGAGCAACUGAUCAGCCUGAACUCAUUUUGUCCUGAAUUCUGAACGACACACGCUGGAGGCCGUGGGUAAACACCUCACUUUGCAAUCAGAAACGAUUAAAUGAUGCGGGGUAAGUUUCCUUUAUGGGUUCCCCUUCACCCCAUUCUCCAAAUAUCGUGAUUUCCCUUUCUGGAGACAAACCAGACGCCAGAUAAUCACACAGAUAAAGCUUUUAUAAUAAGGCUUAAACCAAGACCUUGCCUAGAUAUUUUUAGUUUGUUGCCAAGGUAGCACUGUGAGAAAUCUCACUUGAAUGUUAUGUAAGAGGUGAGACACAACAGUCUGACUAGGAGUGAAUAAGUAUCCUGGGUCUGUUAGUCAGUUUGGUGCAUUUGCUGCUGCUGUUGCUACUGUUUGCCUCAAACGCUGUGUUUAAACAACGUUAAAAACAAAAUCUUACUAGCCUACAGAGUGGCUGUAUGUAAAUAGUUGUUAAUACAUCCAAUUAAUGAUGUCUGACAUGCUAUUUUUGUAGGGAGAAAAUAUGUGUUAAUGAUAUUUUGAGUUAAAUAUCUUUUGGGAGGAUUUGCUGAAAAAGUUGCACUUUUGUUACAAUGCUUACGCUUGAUACAAGCUUAUGCUGUCUUAAAUUAUUAAAAAAAAAAAUAAAUCCUGUCUGCAAGAAACCA
Messenger RNA from Rhea pennata, 2958 nucleotides. It is a transcript of the gene BHLHE41, whose product is annotated as basic helix-loop-helix family member e41. Gene Ontology annotation, cellular component: nucleus. Gene Ontology annotation, molecular function: RNA polymerase II cis-regulatory region sequence-specific DNA binding; protein dimerization activity; DNA-binding transcription factor activity, RNA polymerase II-specific. Lineage: Eukaryota; Metazoa; Chordata; Aves; Rheiformes; Rheidae. The record is from RefSeq and is a predicted model, not a curated record. The transcript is spliced from 5 exons. Gene Ontology annotation, biological process: anterior/posterior pattern specification; regulation of neurogenesis; regulation of transcription by RNA polymerase II. The coding region runs from base 146 to 1531 and encodes 461 amino acids.